Messenger RNA from Aspergillus costaricaensis CBS 115574, 3972 nucleotides. Its product is annotated as DDB1/RSE1 family protein. Gene Ontology annotation, biological process: mRNA splicing, via spliceosome. The transcript is spliced from 4 exons. The record is from RefSeq and is a predicted model, not a curated record. Gene Ontology annotation, cellular component: nucleus; U2 snRNP. Gene Ontology annotation, molecular function: U2 snRNA binding; protein binding. Bases 225 to 3854 code for a protein of 1209 amino acids. Lineage: Eukaryota; Fungi; Ascomycota; Eurotiomycetes; Eurotiales; Aspergillaceae.
GAAACACGCUGUCUGGCUUGCUUCUCUCUCUUUCCUCUCCACCAACCUUCCCUCUGUGUGAGGACACUCGGUUUCGAGAGUCCUCUCUCCCCAUCUGCUCCACUGGCAGCAAUGGGACUGCUUGCAUUGUAGUGUCAUCCUGGCUACAAUCGCGUUGUAAACAACCCCCAACCACACCCCCUCCUCCACCUGUCCAGGCUCGGUGAGAGUCGCGUCUGUUCACCAUGGCGACUACUUCGCACAUGUUCAUGUACUCCUUGACGAUCCAGCCUCCGACUGCGAUCACCCAGGCCAUUCUCGGUCAAUUUGCUGGGACCAAGGAGCAGCAGAUUGUCACCGCGUCCGGAUCGAAGCUCACGAUCCAUCGUCCCGAUCCCACCCAGGGCAAGGUCACGCCGCUCUUUUCCCAAGAUGUCUUUGGCAUCAUCCGCUCGCUGGCAGCCUUCAGACUGGCCGGUAGUAGCAAAGAUUACAUCAUCAUUGGCUCGGAUUCGGGACGCAUCACUAUCAUUGAGUAUGUGCCGUCUCAGAACCGGUUCAACCGGAUUCAUCUCGAGACAUUUGGCAAGUCGGGUGUCCGCCGUGUCAUCCCAGGCCAGUAUUUGGCUGUGGAUCCCAAGGGCCGUGCGUGUAUUAUCGCUUCUGUCGAGAAGAACAAGCUUGUAUACGUCCUGAAUCGGAACUCGCAGGCCGAGCUGACGAUCUCGUCCCCGCUUGAAGCCCACAAACCGCAGACACUGGUGUUUGCCAUGACGGCGUUGGAUGUCGGGUAUGAAAACCCGGUCUUCGCAGCGCUUGAGGUCGACUACUCAGAGUCUGAUCAGGACCCCACUGGCCAGGCUUUCGACGAGCUGGAGAAGCAUCUGGUCUACUAUGAGCUGGAUCUUGGACUCAAUCAUGUAGUUCGCAAGUGGUCCGAUCCCGUCGAUCGCACGGCUUCUCUUCUCUUCCAGGUCCCUGGAGGCGCAGACGGUCCCAGUGGUGUGUUGGUGUGUGCGGAGGACAGUGUUACCUACCGUCACUCUAACCAAGAUGCGUUCCGAGUGCCAAUUCCUCGGCGCAGCGGUGCCACUGAGAACCCGGAGCGUAAGCGUUCCAUCACGGCCGGUGUGAUGCACAAGAUGAGGGGUGCUUUCUUCUUUCUCAUUCAGACUGAAGACGGUGAUCUCUUCAAGCUUACCAUCGACAUGGUUGAAGAUGACAACGGUCAGCUCACGGGUGAAGUCAAGCGACUGAAGAUCAAGUACUUUGAUACUGUUCCGCUGGCCUCGAGCUUGUUGAUCCUGAAGAGUGGUUUCCUCUAUGUUGCCAGUGAGGCUGGUAACCAUCAUUUCUACCAGUUCGAGAAGCUGGGUGACGAUGAUGAGGAGAUUGAAUUCACCAGCGAGGCUUUCUCAGCUGACCCAUCAGUCCCUUGUGACCCGAUUUAUUUCAGGCCAAGAGGUGCAGAGAACCUCAACCUUGUUGAAACCAUCAACUCCCUCAACCCAUUGAUUGACAGCAAGGUGGUCAACAUUACUGAGGACGAUGCGCCUCAAAUCUACACUAUAUCUGGCGCUGGCGCUCGGAGCAGUUUCAGGACGCUCAAGCAUGGCCUGGAAGUAUCCGAGAUUGUCGAAUCAGAGUUGCCCAGUGUGCCUUCUGCGGUCUGGACGACCAAGCUCACCAGAUCAGAUGAGUUUGAUGCUUACAUCAUUCUUUCUUUUGCCAACGGAACUCUUGUGCUCAGCAUUGGCGAGACCGUCGAGGAAGUUACCGACACUGGUUUCCUCUCCACCGCACCAACGUUGGCUGUUCAGCAGCUCGGCGAGGACUCUUUGAUUCAAAUCCACCCAAGGGGUAUCCGUCACAUUCUCGCAGAUCGUCGGGUGAAUGAGUGGCCUGCCCCUCAGCAUCGGUCGAUUGUCGCAGCCGCAACCAACGAGCGUCAAGUCGCCGUUGCUCUCAGUUCCGGCGAGAUUGUCUACUUUGAGAUGGACUCUGACGGGUCAUUGGCUGAGUAUGACGAGCGCCGUCAAAUGUCCGGCACGGUUACCUGUCUCAGCCUGGGUGAAGUUCCCGAAGGUCGCGUUCGGAGCUCGUUCUUGGCUGUCGGCUGCGACGACUCGACUGUCCGUAUUCUCAGCUUGGACCCUGACUCUACUCUGGAGAACAAGUCAGUUCAAGCCCUGACCGCUGCUCCUUCAGCCCUGAACAUCAUGUCCAUGGCUGAUUCCAGUUCCGGAGGAACUACCUUGUAUUUGCACAUUGGUCUGUAUUCCGGUGUCUACCUGCGGACAGUUCUGGACGAGGUCACCGGUGAGCUCUCAGAUACUCGCACGCGUUUUCUGGGAUCUAAAGCUGUAAAGCUUUUCCAGGUGUCUGUCAAGGGACAAACGGCAGUGCUGGGCCUGAGCUCGCGUCCCUGGCUUGGGUAUUCUGAUGUUCAAACGAAGGGCUUCAUGCUUACUCCACUUGAUUACGUUGGGCUCGAAUGGGGCUGGAACUUCUCAAGUGAACAGUGUGUUGAGGGCAUGGUUGGUAUCCAGGGACAAAAUCUACGGAUUUUCUCUAUCGAGAAGCUGGACAACAACAUGUUGCAACAGUCGAUUCCCCUCUCGUAUACUCCGCGCCGCUUCCUCAAGCAUCCUGAGCAGCCGUUGUUCUACGUUAUUGAAUCUGACAACAACGUUCUGUCGCCCUCUACCAGAGCCAAGCUGCUGGAGGAUUCGAAGUCCCGUGGCGGUGACGAAACUACUCUUCCACCCGAAGACUUCGGAUAUCCCCGGGCCACAGGGCAUUGGGCUUCUUGUAUUCAAGUGGUUGAUCCCUUGGAUGCUAAGGCAGUCGUUCAUACCAUUGAGCUGGAAGAAAAUGAGGCGGCGAUUAGCAUUGCUGCAGUCCCUUUCACCAGCCAGGAUGAUGAGACGUUCCUGGUGGUAGGAACAGCCAAAGACAUGACUGUCAACCCGCCCAAAUCCGCCGGUGGCUAUAUCCACAUUUACCGCUUCCAGGAGGAUGGAAGAGAGCUGGAGUUCAUCCACAAGACCAAGGUCGAGGAACCACCUCUUGCCUUGAUGGGAUUCCAGGGCCGCCUGGUUGCUGGUAUCGGGUCGUUGCUUCGCAUUUAUGAUCUUGGUAUGAAACAGCUCCUUCGUAAGUGUCAGGCGCCGGUGGUGCCAAAGACGAUCGUUGGUCUGCAAACCCAAGGAUCUCGAAUUGUCGUUAGCGACGUUCGCGAAAGUGUCACAUAUGUCGUUUACAAGUAUCAAGAGAACGUCUUGAUUCCGUUUGUGGAUGACUCUGUGUCUCGUUGGACCACUGCCACCACUAUGGUUGACUAUGAAACCACUGCCGGUGGUGACAAGUUUGGCAACCUUUGGCUCCUCCGUUGCCCGAAGAAGACGUCUGAAGAGGCGGAUGAGGAUGGAUCGGGCGCGCAUUUGAUUCACGAACGCGGCUAUCUCCAGGGCACCCCCAAUCGCUUGGAGCUGAUGAUCCAUGUGUAUACUCAGGACAUCCCAACGAGCUUGCACAAGACUCAACUUGUAGCAGGUGGUCGGGACAUCCUCGUCUGGACUGGUUUCCAGGGCACGAUUGGCAUGUUGGUGCCAUUCAUCGGCCGAGAGGAUGUGGACUUCUUCCAAAACCUGGAGAUGCAGUUAGCUGCACAGCACCCUCCUCUCGCUGGACGGGACCACCUGAUCUACCGCAGUUACUAUGCGCCGGUCAAGGGUGUCAUUGACGGAGACCUGUGCGAGAUGUACUUUUUAUUGCCUAAUGAUACGAAGAUGAUGAUCGCAGCGGAACUGGACCGUUCUGUCCGGGAAAUCGAGCGCAAGAUUUCGGAUAUGCGGACCAGGGUGGCGUAUUAAUUUGAAUGGUUUCGGCGUCUACCAGGGCUAAUGUUGUAUGAGGGUUUCGGAUACCCCAUAGUUGAUUCUCCUUUUGCACAUGAAGACAUGUACAUUUACAUCAAAUACCAGAUUAUCC